AUGUUCACACAAGUCAUUCCCCGGCUCAACGGAGACCAAACGGCCAACCUAGGAGAUGCGCUCAUUGUCUCAGAUAUCGACGAGAUUCCACGCCCGGAGACCAUUGAUCUCUUACGAACUUGUGAUUUUAACAAGCGGCUCACACUUCGCAGUCGUUUCUAUUACUACGGUUUCCAAUUCCUCCAUAAAGGACCCGAGUGGCCUCACCCUCAAGCAACCAUCUAUGCCGGACCCAGCAAAACCAUUCUUCCAGCCGAUUUAAGAAACGGCGAAGGAGGUUUCGCACCGGUUACCUAUUUCCAAAAGCGAGAUUUGGCGAAUGCUUCGUGGCAUUGCUCAUCUUGCUUUUCGAUGAUAUCAGAGACAUUGAACAAGAUGGCCAGCUUUUCGCAUACAAGUCUAAAUCUUGCGGUAUAUAGGAAUGAAUCAAGGAUCGUGGAUAGAGUGAGAAAGGGGCUGGAUUUGUGGGAUAGGAAAGGCGAGGAGUAUGAAAUGUUGAUGGAUAAUAAUGAUAUCCCGGAAUGGGUGGUCAGUAAUAGUGAGAGGUUUAGAUAUUUAUUGAGAAGGGAGGGUAAAGAUGGUGGGUUUGUGGAUUAUAUCCCUGAUGAUGACGUUAAGGCAUCUUAA
Molecule: messenger RNA, 627 nt
Organism: Sclerotinia sclerotiorum 1980 UF-70
Lineage: Eukaryota; Fungi; Ascomycota; Leotiomycetes; Helotiales; Sclerotiniaceae
Exons: 1
Coding region: 1-627 (208 amino acids)
Biological process (GO): N-acetylglucosamine metabolic process; protein N-linked glycosylation
Cellular component (GO): membrane
Molecular function (GO): beta-1,4-mannosylglycoprotein 4-beta-N-acetylglucosaminyltransferase activity
Source: RefSeq, a predicted model, not a curated record